AUGAUGCUGACCAGUGCUCUCCUUGGCAUGGCCCUCGCCGAUCCAAUUCUCAUUCCUUUGAAAAAGACCCCCAUGACCCGAGGAAUCGGAAAUCUCCACUCCAAGUACCGAGCCGACGUCCCCACCAACGAAUUGACCAACUACUUCGACGCCCAGUACUUUGGCCCUUUGACAAUUGGAACUCCCCCUCAAAACUUCACGGUCAUCUUCGACACUGGCUCCUCCAACCUCUGGGUUCCUUCCUCCAAGUGCGAUCCUCACAUCGGCACUGGUUUCGCUUGUUUGAACCACAACAAGUACAACAGCGAUGACUCCAGCACCUGGACCGAGGAUGGAACCAAGUUCGAGAUCCAAUACGGAACCGGCUCCAUGGUCGGCUUCCAGUCCAUCGAUGACGUCGACAUUGCUCCUGGCUCUGGUGGCCUUGUCGCCAAGCAGGCUACCUUUGCCGAAGCUGUUGAGGAGCCUGGCGUCACCUUCCUCGCUGCCAGGUUUGAUGGAAUCAUGGGUCUUGCCUACCCUUCCAUCUCCGUCAACGGCGCUACUCCCAUCUACAACCAACUGAUGGAAGACGGCCAGGUCAACGGCGUCUUCGCCUUCUACAUCCAUCGGGAUAGCUCCAAGCCCGGCCAGUCCGACAUCGGCGGCGAAAUCGCUUGGGGAGGCGUCAAUCCAGAACGAUUCGAAGGAACCUACCCAGAAUCGUUCACCUGGCACGAUGUGAGCCGACAAGCUUACUGGCAAGUCAACAUGGGAACCGUCACUGUCAACGGGGAUGGUUUCGUUUCCGACCAGCCUCUCGUCGAGUGCCAGGGUGGCUGCCAAGGAAUCGUCGAUUCUGGCACCUCUUUGAUCACAGGCCCAACCGAAAUCACCGACCAAAUCAACAAGGCUAUCGGAGCGAUCGAAUUCAUUGCUGGAGAAUGGCUCGUUGUUUGCCGAAACAAACCAAGAAUGCCGACAAUCGACAUUUACAUUGAUGAUGUUCGAUACCGAAUGACUCCUGACGACUACGUUUUGACGAUUGAGGAUCAGGGACAAACCCAGUGCAUUUCCGCCUUCAUGGGUCUUGACAUUCCCCCACCAGCUGGUCCUCUCUGGAUUCUCGGAGACGCCUUUAUGGGCAUGAAAUACACUGUCUUCGACUUUGACACCAACCGAGUCGGUUUUGCUCCACUCAAGGGUGAACAAUAA
This is a messenger RNA of Oikopleura dioica, 1194 nucleotides long. NCBI's taxonomy places the organism in Eukaryota, Metazoa, Chordata, Appendicularia, Copelata, Oikopleuridae. The record is from the annotation of a GenBank genome assembly.